Messenger RNA from Cimex lectularius (bed bug), 1515 nucleotides. RefSeq names its product ras-related and estrogen-regulated growth inhibitor. The transcript has 6 exons. Bases 640 to 1263 code for a protein of 207 amino acids. Gene Ontology annotation, molecular function: GTP binding; GTPase activity. NCBI's taxonomy places the organism in Eukaryota, Metazoa, Arthropoda, Insecta, Hemiptera, Cimicidae. The record is from RefSeq and is a predicted model, not a curated record.
CUGUUUCACGGAGCACUAAAUUUUAAUUUUCACAUUACGUAAGGAUAACAUGAAUAUCAUUGGCGAGCUAUGACGGGUUCUUAAGUUUAAGCAUUAACCAUUUGUUCUUAAAGUUUUUUGUGUAGACCAUAGCUUUUCGAAGCUAUUUGGUAAAAUGUGACAAGAGAGAUUAUGUUGAAAGAAUAACGAACAGCCUGAACCAAGAUAUCCUCCGCUGUCGAAUCGUACAAUCAAGAAACUCAGAGGUCUGACGUGUGGAGGGACGCCAAACUAUGACUAGGAAAGACGGAAAUAAGACAAAUUUCGUCAUUGGCAUCUUAAUAUUAUUCAGACUGGCCGUGGUAUCGAAAACAAGGAUUAUUUAUAAUGCCGUGAUACGCCCUAUAAAAAAGCAAUUUAUCCUAAAGCGGAGCAACCUGUUUCUAAAAAUAGGUAAGCCGUGGUCGCCGUGUGUAUUUUUAGACUGGAAAACGUGGAGCGUGGAGUAAGAGAUGGAAAGCGCGAAGGAGAAAGGAAGAUCGCGGGAGGUGGAGCGGCCGUACUAGCAGUCAGAGUGGCAGUCUCGACCGUCCCUCGGCCAAGUGAACAUGAUAUUCACAACCUUGUACACAUGAAAGUCGCAGAAUAUUUUAAAAGGAGAUGACCUCCAAUGCAAUACGAGGUAUACGAAGAAAAAAAUCUUCGUUAUCGGAGGUUAAAGUCGCAGUGCUCGGUGCUCCAGGAGUUGGAAAGAGCGCUCUUACAGUCCGAUUCUUAACGAAGAGAUAUAUUGGCGAAUAUGACCAUCAAGCAGAUAUGAAAUAUAAACACGAAGUUAUGGUGGAUGGGGAACCGGUACUUUUUGAAAUCCUUGACACAUGCCCGAAGAAUGAAGAUGAUCUACCUUCAAAUGAAACUUUAAGUUGGGCUGACGGUUGCCUGUUAGUAUAUGCCAUAACAGACAGAGUGUCCUUUAAUUAUAUUAGAAGGGUUAAAAAAUCAUUAUGUGAUGUACCUGUAGCACUAGUUGGCAAUAAGGGUGACAUGGUGCACCUUAGACAAGUAAGCUGUGAUGAAGCCAAGGAUUACGAAUGUUGGUUCGGCGAAAUAGCGGCAGCCGAGCAGGUCACACAGGUCGCCGAGGUCUUUCACGAACUGUGCCGAGAGAUUUUAAGUAUACGGAGGAAGAACAAGCAGUCCUUACUGGAUCGCAUGCUAGGUGGAAAAUCGACUGCCAAAGCGUAUGCAAGAGGGAAAAGUGACUCUGCAUUGCCAAAAGAGUAAUAUCGAAUAAAAUUGUAAUCAAAAAGCAUUUAAAUUAAAUUGAAAUCUGAACCAAGGUCAAUUUAUUAGUUUUUAUAAUAAAACACCAAACACUGAAAAUAAUUAUGUGUUUGACAGUGUAAAACAGUUCAGAAAAUGUUUGUUAAAUAUUUGUACAUACUGUAAAUAUUUAUUAUAUGCAAAAUAAUAUUUUAUGAGGUGCAUGAUAAUCGGGAAUGUAACUUUAUUUACUUUUCUUCUAUAUUACAUUCA